This is a messenger RNA of Psilocybe cubensis, 1428 nucleotides long. RefSeq lists its product as uncharacterized. Lineage: Eukaryota; Fungi; Basidiomycota; Agaricomycetes; Agaricales; Agrocybaceae. The coding region runs from base 1 to 1428 and encodes 475 amino acids. The record is from RefSeq and is a predicted model, not a curated record. The transcript is spliced from 3 exons.
AUGUCGUCUCGGCGAGCUAUUGCUGUUGACGAUACAGAUUCCAGGAUACAAUAUACUGGCUCAGGUUGGUUUCAAGACCCAGGACCUCAUGACAACGUGGGGAAUUAUGGACCAGCAUACAAGAGUACAUUGCAUGGAACUAUUUCAGACGGGAGCCUGUCCUUCAAUUUUGCUGGCACGCAAAUAAUUGUAUACGGUUUGAUUAAUGUCCACAACAAUUCGGGAGUCCUGGACCCUGGUUGGCAAUGUUUUGUCGACAAUAUCAACAUUGGCAACACAUCUACUUUCAUGGGCAUGGACAAUCACUGGCAGCUUUGCAGCCAAGAUGGACUGCUAGACGCACCACAUAUUCUUACUGUGAAUAUAACUGUCACAAACCAACAGACCUUCUGGUUUGACAAUAUUCAGUACGUUCCUUCAAGUUCGGUACCUCUGGACAAUGAGGCCAUCGUCUUGGAUCACCGUGAUCCUGAAUUAAAUUAUGGGUCUGGGUGGACUCCUUAUGCAGACGGGACUGCUGCAACUUUAACACAAAGUCCAACCACCACUUUUACAUAUUCCUUCAUUGGUGUAUCUCUAAGUUGGUUCUCACUCAUCCCAACAGAUUAUCCGCGUACCGCUACCUUGGCGAGAUACACUGUCGACAACUACGCCCCUGUUCAAUUUUCAUUGAACGGUCUUCCGACGGACUCAAAUUCGAUUCAGUACAACCAAAAAUUCUUUGAAACACCUGAAUUCCCAAUGGGGACGCAUCAACUUAUCGUCACAUACCUUGGAAACUCGUCAACGACACCUCUGUCUCUUGAGUACAUUGUCGUCCAGAAUGGGUCCUUUCCUUCUAGUUCGCCUUCGAGUGCUUCAUUGGCACCAACUACUACUGGUAACCAUACAAACGGCCCAAAGCCGGCGGUAUUGGGUCGCUCAAACAAUAUCGCUAAAGAAGUUGUCGGCGGAGUAGUCGGGGGAAUAGUGCUUAUUAUUCUUGCUAUCAUUGCUGUAAGUUAUUUUUGUCGCAGGGAUCGGAAGCAAAGCGCCAGACAUUUGUAUAACCAUGUGGGCCACGACUCGGAAAACGCUGUCGAGCCAUUCCAACUUGUUCCUAGCAUCCUGCCCGCUCCCACAAUCCACCCACAGAACCCGCUUGGCAUCCCAAAUACUGCGAGCGGUAAGACGAAACAUCGUCCUAUUCAACAUCGUCUUAUUCCCAAUCAGACCACUAAGAAACUGAAAUCCAUUUUUCCACCGCGCUUGAUUCCAGGCGGAAAUCCUCCUCCGACGGGAAGCAGUCAACAAGAGGUUUCAACCCUUCGCCAACAAAAUGUUACACAGCAAGUAAUGUCACCUCAACAAGAUAACACUAGGACUCGUUUGCCGCUUCGUACAAACAAUGGAGUGGUGGAAAUUCUUCCCACGUAUACUACAACUUGA